AUGGAAAUGCCGUGACGUCACCAGUAAUAAGCCAAUCGUGGCGAGGGGGAGGAGCUUUGAUCGGGCCUACUCUCUUCUAGGCUUAGCAGCAGGGUCAGCUUGUACCACACGUGGAAGUGUAGCCGGAGGAAAGCACAGACAGCACCAUGACAGAGCAGGAUGUUGAGAACGAAUUAUUGGACUAUGAAGAAGAUGACGAGCCCCAGGCACCCGCCGAGGCCCCCGCACCGGCCGGCAGAAAGGAGGUGAAAGGCUCUUAUGUGUCCAUCCACAGCUCCGGGUUUAGAGACUUCUUGUUAAAGCCUGAACUGCUGCGAGCCAUUGUGGACUGCGGUUUUGAGCACCCCUCUGAAGUUCAGCACGAAUGUAUUCCUCAGGCCAUUCUCGGUAUGGACAUCUUGUGCCAAGCAAAAUCCGGUAUGGGGAAGACGGCUGUCUUUGUGCUGGCCACUCUCCAGCAGAUUGAGGCGGUUGAAGGACAAGUGUCGGUUCUGGUGAUGUGCCACACACGAGAGCUGGCGUUUCAGAUCAGCAAGGAGUACGAGAGAUUCUCCAAGUACAUGCCUGCAGUGAAGGUUGCUGUUUUCUUCGGUGGACUUGCCAUAAAGAAGGACGAAGAUACAAUACGCAAAAGUUGCCCUCACAUUGUGGUCGGGACUCCAGGUCGUAUCUUGGCUCUUGUAAGACAGAAAACCCUCAGCUUGAAGAACGUCAAACACUUUGUUCUGGAUGAAUGUGACAAGAUGCUGGAGCAGUUGGAUAUGCGUAGAGAUGUGCAGGAGAUAUUCCGUCUGACCCCGCAUGAAAAGCAAUGCAUGAUGUUCAGUGCGACUCUCAGCAAGGAGAUCCGACCAGUCUGCAGAAAGUUCAUGCAGGAUCCUAUGGAGGUGUUUGUGGAUGAUGAAACAAAGCUGACCCUUCAUGGUCUGCAGCAAUAUUACGUCAAGCUGAAGGACAGCGAAAAGAACCGCAAAUUGUUUGACCUGUUGGAUGUGCUGGAGUUUAACCAGGUGGUGAUUUUUGUUAAAUCUGUGCAGAGGUGUGUGGCACUGGCACAACUCCUGGUAGAACAGAACUUCCCAGCAAUUGCCAUUCACAGGGGAAUGCAGCAAGAAGAGAGGCUCUCCCGAUAUCAACAGUUUAAGGAUUUCCAGAGAAGAAUCCUGGUAGCUACUAACUUAUUCGGACGCGGUAUGGACAUUGAAAGAGUUAAUAUUGUCUUUAAUUAUGACAUGCCUGAGGACUCGGACACCUACUUACACAGGGUGGCUCGUGCGGGUCGAUUUGGCACCAAAGGUCUGGCUGUGACUUUUGUGUCUGACGAGGAAGAUGCCAAAAUUCUCAAUGAUGUCCAAGACCGAUUUGAAGUCAAUGUGGGAGAAUUGCCUGAUGAGAUAGACAUAUCCACUUACAUUGAACAGUCUCGAUAACCCUGCCCUCCGUUCUCCAGCAUUUCUCCUGGCUGAUCUUGUGCUUUCUUAUGUGGUCGCACCACCCGUGCGGGGAAAGAUUCUUCUGAUUUUACAUUGUUGUUUGGAAUUUUUUUUUUUUUUUUUUUUUUUUAAUUCAUGGCUUUUGUGUAAAGAAGGGAAAAAAUUAAAAACUUUUUUAUGGUUUG
Hyla sarda is the source of this 1618-nucleotide messenger RNA. It is a transcript of the gene DDX39A, whose product is annotated as DExD-box helicase 39A. Gene Ontology annotation, biological process: mRNA export from nucleus; mRNA splicing, via spliceosome. Gene Ontology annotation, molecular function: RNA helicase activity; RNA binding; ATP binding. The transcript is spliced from 10 exons. The record is from RefSeq and is a predicted model, not a curated record. Lineage: Eukaryota; Metazoa; Chordata; Amphibia; Anura; Hylidae. Bases 147 to 1430 code for a protein of 427 amino acids.